AAACGAGACUUUGUUUUGACAAUUUGAUCGGGGGAAAUGACAUUUGAAACGUCAUCAAAUUAAUUCCAUAAUUGUUCCUAAUUUCCCCCGUCAGUUGGCAGACGAGAGCCGCUCUGCACUAAGACCUGCCGACUUGAGGGAAGAAGAUUUGAUUUUGGAUCUUUUCGUUCCAAGUAAAUUUGAAAUUCUGAGUUGGGUCUGCUCUCGGCCGGUUUUGGUCUUGAUCUUUUGGCUACGAUUCGACGUGUCCUCUUAAUUCCGGAUUAAAAUUUGCAAUCGAACGCGGUCGAACAGGUGAAAGUACAUUGAAAAGUAGACUUGUCCGAGGGUCAACUUGGUUGUUUUGGGAGCGACCGCGGCAGAAAAUAAGUUUGAGGCAUUGUAGCAGUUCCAUUGGAUUCUCGUGGGUGGAUAGUUGCGGAAGGAGGAACUCGCAGGCACAAUGGGAGAACACACCAGCCCGGUUAAGUAUUUCCUGUGUGGAGGAUUCGGCGGGAUCUGCACGGUUCUGGCCGGUCAUCCUCUCGAUACGAUAAAGGUCCGUUUACAAACAAUGCCCACACCAGCUCCCGGCGAACAACCUAUGUUCAAAGGAACAUUCGAUUGUGCCGCCAAAACGGUGAAACGCGAAGGCUUUCGUGGCCUAUAUAAAGGAAUGUCGGCACCGUUGACCGGUGUCGCACCUAUUUUCGCAAUCAGUUUCUUUGGUUUCGGUUUAGGUAAACGCCUUCAACAAAUUGGCACGGAUCCGAGCGAUAAAUUAACUUAUGGACAGUUGUUUUUUGCGGGUGCUUUCUCCGGUGUUUUUACUACUAGCAUAAUGGCACCAGGUGAAAGAAUCAAAUGCUUACUACAAAUCCAACAAGGUGGUGAUCAACCAAAAAAAUAUGAUGGUAUGGUAGAUUGUGCCAAAAAAUUGUACAAAGAAGGGGGACUGCGCGGUAUCUACAAAGGAACAUGUGCAACGCUUUUAAGAGAUGUUCCCGCUAGUGGUAUGUACUUCUUGACGUAUGAAUACAUACAGGAUAAGGCUAAGGAGCGCGCCGGCCCUGACGCUAAAGUCGGUUUGCUCUCUACCAUAUUUGCUGGUGGCAUGGCAGGUAUAGCAAACUGGGCGGUGGGGAUGCCUGCAGAUGUUUUAAAGAGUCGACUACAGACUGCACCGGAAGGAAUGUACAAAAACGGUAUCCGUGAUGUUUUCAAAGAAUUGAUGCGUAAAGAGGGACCCUUGGCCUUAUACAAAGGUGUAACUCCUGUUAUGCUUCGAGCGUUCCCCGCCAAUGCAGCUUGCUUCAUUGGUUUCGAAGUGUUUAUGAAAUUUUUAAAUGUAGUCGCACCUAAUCUGUAACAGGUAGUGCCUACUUAAACGGAAUUUAUUAAAGUUAGGGAAACAAUUUAAAAAAUGCAGGUCGUCAAACGUACAGUUGUUUCUAGUUUUUGGUUAUAUUUUUAUCCGGAUGUUCACAUUUUAUUCGCAAAAUUUUAUGAAAUAAAAUUUUUCUAAUUUUAUACAAGCGGA
Hermetia illucens (black soldier fly) is the source of this 1519-nucleotide messenger RNA. It is a transcript of the gene colt, whose product is annotated as congested-like trachea protein. Gene Ontology annotation, biological process: carnitine transmembrane transport; mitochondrial transport. Bases 443 to 1348 code for a protein of 301 amino acids. The transcript has 5 exons. Lineage: Eukaryota; Metazoa; Arthropoda; Insecta; Diptera; Stratiomyidae. The record is from RefSeq and is a predicted model, not a curated record. Gene Ontology annotation, molecular function: O-acyl-L-carnitine transmembrane transporter activity. Gene Ontology annotation, cellular component: mitochondrial envelope.